Messenger RNA from Cylindrotheca closterium, 1149 nucleotides. The record is from the annotation of a GenBank genome assembly. Lineage: Eukaryota; Bacillariophyta; Bacillariophyceae; Bacillariales; Bacillariaceae.
AUGGACUCUACAAAGCGGUUCCGUGCCUUCCUGCUGAUCCUAAUUCUGACACUGUCCUACUGCACGACAUCUGUGUCAUCCAACCAUCAUGGUGAAAAUCAAGAUGAUGGAACCAGCAAACUUGUUGGGGAAUUGAUUGAUUGGAUGCUUGCCAAAGGAGGAUCCAUGGAUCCUAGGGUAGAAAUGAGGCGAUGGAAUCCACAAGACCCCACAUCUUACUUUGGAGCCUUUGUCAAUGCUCCUGUCAAGAAGGGUGAAUUGCUCCUCAAAAUACCCGGUGCUAUCAAGAUUCAGGUCGAGGACCCAUCGAUUCAGGAUGAUUGGGACUACGACGAACAAGUUUGUCAACUCAGCUGGAUGCUAAAGACGGAAUAUGAAUUGGGAGAUGACAGUGACUAUGCCCCCUACAUCAACUACCUGAAGGCACAACCCUUUGGCCAAAUACCGGCCAUGUGGAGCAAUGUUGGACAGCACCUUUUGUUUGAAGUCCAAGGAGAUUGGUCCAUUCACGAUUUUGAAACACAAGGCGAGGGAGAAGACAUAGUUAUGUGGCUGUGGAAAAGUUUUGAGCCGAAUUGCAUGUUCCGCAAUGAUACUUUGAAUCCAUUUUACAUUGCGAUGGCUGUCCAACGAGGAUAUGACAUAGCUUUGAUUCCAGUGUACGACAUGCUCAAUCACUAUAAUGGCGACAAGGUGAACAGCAUCACGCGACCUUCAAUCUACGACAAGGAUGGAUUUGGGGUGUAUGCACUCCGAGAUCUCAAGGCUGGGGAAGAGUUGUUCUAUUCGUAUCAUGCGUGUCCCGAUUGCCGUGACACUAUUGAUAUCUGGGGAACUCCUGAAAUGCUCAGAGACUUUGGUUUCGUGGAACAAUACCCGCAUAGAUUUCAUCUGAAGAAGAAUGGGACCAUCUUUGUCGAUGAAGUGGUGGCAGAUGAUGGAAGCAAAUCGUAUGUCGCCACGUGCCGUGAUGGAGAGUGUCCCAGGAAGGAGUGGGUGACAGAGGAAAUGGAGUACUUGCAGAAUGUGGAGCGAAAGCAAAUUGCCAAAUCGAAAAGCUUUAUUCCAAAAUACGAGUAUGAAACGAUCAAACAGUAUCACAAAGCCCUAACUGUGGCGCUAGAUGCUGUGCUGCCAUUGUGUACGUGA